UGCACGGCGUCGCGACGCUCAACGGCGCUCACUUCAAUCCUCGCCGCGUGGCCGACUCGGACCGGGACCGAAUUUUGAACCGGAAGUCGCGCGCUUUCGCCCGGACCACCUCUCGGUGAUCGAUGCGGCUCCUCGGACAGUAAUCCUCGAGAUUACCAUCGAUCUACCCAUCCGAUGACCUUGAGUCGUGCGGGGUGCGCGAGUGAAGCGGAACGCGGAGCACGGAGAUGCGGACCUGUGGCGAGCCGAGGACGCAUCGCGAGCAUGAUCGUCGGGUCGAUCGGGUCCUGGGAACGUGCCACGGGGUCCUCUGAGUUGCGUCGCUCUGGUGAUCUAACGGGACUUUCGGUUCGACCUUCAGAGUUUCGGAACCCAACGAGAGCUUCGAAAACCUUCUAAAGCUGCGACAGCUUCUGGAUUUCGACUAAGCUAUGAUAUCGCACGAUUAGAAUCGCAGUCGGUGGUCAGAAUCGUUCGCUAGUAGCCAUUAGGCUACCGCAGAACGAUCCGAGAGAGGCAGCUACCUGGUCGAAUGGAAACAAUCGACGGGAGUCCAGCGAACGUUGAGUCGAGCUUGCGGAAGAUUCGAUCGAAGUGCUGCUCGACCAGCUAGAUCCAAGAAGUAGAAGAUCCUGGCUAUGGAUCCUCCGGCUCGUGGAUCGCGAAGAAGCUUCUCGUGAAUGGUUCGGUUGCACACGGAAGAUGUCUAGACUGCUUAUGGGACUCUAGGCCGAAGAUGGGACUACGGACAUGACGAAGCGUGACGUCGAGAACUGAGUCUCUCCGGGACCUCGCACGGCUGUCUUCGUCAUAGUUCUGCACUCGAGGAACACGCAAGAAUGCUCGGAAGAUGAUUGAAUAUUAACGGGGAAGGUGUCAGUGACUCUGUAAAGUUGCUGCCACCGUGAAACUACCGCCGGUGCGGGAUGGAGCUGAACGGAACAGAACUCGGCCUGAACGGCACCGAAACUAAUCGCACAUCAUCGCCUGUUUUCAUCAUUAGCACUCAUUACAUGACGCAAUGGAAACGGGAGAGACAACGGGAACGUCUUUGUCGCAUGUCCAACCAGGUUUUAACGGAAUGCACCCAGUUUAAUGGAACAUGGCCUGACCCGGAUGAUCCGCGCUGGAGCAGCGGUGAAUACGUGGAAGUUCUGUCAGACCUGUUCCCGACAAAUAAUACCAACUGUUGCUCGAUAGCUGGCACCACAACAGCUUUAUCGACCGCGGAAAGUUUCAUACCUGCUGAACCACCCUUCGAACUCUGGCAAACGAUACUGAUUGCUGUCUGCCUCGCAUUAUGUAUACUGUUAACUGUCGGCGGUAACAUUCUCGUUCUUCUGGCGUUUAUCGUAGAUAGGACUAUCAGGCAACCCAGCAACUACUUCAUCGCAUCAUUAGCAGCCACCGAUGUGCUUAUUGGUACAGUCUCGAUGCCGUUCUACACGGUAUACGUCCUAAUGGGCUACUGGAACCUGGGUUCGCUGCUGUGCGACCUGUGGCUGUCCGUGGACUACACGGUCUGCCUGGUCUCCCAGUACACGGUCCUCCUGAUCACGAUCGAUCGGUUCUGCUCGGUAAGAAUCGCGGCUCGCUACCGGAGUUGGCGGACCAAGAACCGAGUGAUCUGGAUGGUGUCGAUCACCUGGAUCAUCCCGGCGCUGCUGUUCUUCAUCAGUAUCUUCGGCUGGGAGCAUUUCACGGGUCGCAGGGACCUGAGCCCCGGCCAGUGCGCGGUCCAGUUCUUGAAGGAGCCAGUGUUCAACACCGCUCUGAUCAUAGGCUACUACUGGACCACGCUGGUGGUGCUCUUCAUCCUCUACGGCUGCAUCUUCAAGACCGCGUACGACAUGCAGAAGAAGAGCGAGAUCAAGCAGAGACAGAUGCAGUUCGUGGUGGCGCAGAGCGCGGGCGCCAUGUCCGGGAUGGCGGCCAGCAUAGGGAUGUCGAAGACGCAGAGCACCCUGCUGAGCCAGGACAAGCAGAAGAUGGCUACCUCGGCGGAAGACGGCGGCGACGGCGACGGGUCCGGGCAGAAGACGUCCUCGAAGACAUCUACGGGUCUCGGUGACUCUGCGGGCAAGCAAGCCAGCACCUUGGCCGCUGAGACCGAGAGGUCCGAGCCCUCCAGCAGCCCCAUGGUCGACUCCGACGAGGAGAGCACAUGCGGCCCGUCUCAGCACCAGACCCACCUCAGGAAGCGGUCGUCGGUAGCGGACCUGGUGGCGCAGUCGGGAGCGUUGCAGGUCUUCGUCGCCAACAGCUGCCUGAACGGCAUCGUCCCAGCGAAGACCCUACCUACUAGUCCCACCUGCGACACGCAGAGGGCGCAAGCACUGCCCAGGAUCCAGGAGACCAGCCUCCUGGACACUGAAAACCCGGACAGGUCGAGCAGCCACACCCUGACGCCGGAGCAGUCGCUGAAUUCCAAUGGGGAAGCGGGUAGCAAGCAAGCUAUACCCUCCGCGGAGACCUCGCCACCCACGCAGCCUACCAGGUCCAUCAGCGGCAGCCAGCAGAACAUCAUCCCCCCGCCUAUGCAGUUCCAGAGCAGCCCUCCAGUCUCGGACAGCCCCCUAACUUCCUCGUCGAUCGACAGACCUAAGUCCCUAGUGGUGACUCAGAGAACCUACGACAUCUUGACGGGUCUCGACAGCGCCGACUUGAGGUUCAUGGACGAAAGCUCGGUGAUCCUGCCCAGCCCCUCCUGCGAAAGCCCGCCGUCCUCCUUCUCUUGCAGCCUGGCGCACCCGCUCUCCACGGCACCGUCUUCGCCGAUCCUCGGCAACACGACAGCAGCGCCUAGCACCACGCUGCUGCAAACAGCGCUGAUCAGGGCGACGCAGGCGCAAUCUAUCAACACGCAGAGCAAGCACAGCCAGCCGCCCAUGUCCAACGCUUCCAGCCAGACCCAUCCUCCCAGGGUGUUCAUAACGCAGAAGACGAACGUGGCGUCGCAGACCUCGCCGGUCAGCAAAGUGCAGACGGAGGUCAGCGUGAAGGUAGAGGACGCUAAGCAGCAGCCUGUCACCACGGUCGUCAGCGCCCCCGAAACGUUCAGCAUGGUGAUGAGCCAGCUUUCCGAGGCCAGCAAGGCCGGCAAUGCUCAAAACUCGUCUUCUAGCGGCAGCAUGGUGCCCACGAUCUCUGGAACCACCGGGAACGAGGACUCGAAGAAGCAGAAGAAGAGGGAAAGCAGGGACGGAGGGUCCAGGAGGGACUUCGUCAAGACUUUCGGGAAGAGGCUCAAGAGCAAGACUCAGAGGAGGGACCCCACCAUGGGUAGGCAGAAGUCUCGGACCGAGAACAGAGCUGGAAAGGCGUUCAGAACCAUCUCCUUCAUCUUGGGGGCUUUCGUCGUCUGUUGGACGCCGUAUCACAUCAUCGCCCUGGUGGAGGGCUUCUGCUCCGAUCCGCCCUGCACCAACGGACACCUCUUCAUGUUCUCCUAUUUCCUCUGCUACGCCAACAGCCCCAUGAACCCCUUUUGUUACGCGCUGGCUAACCAGCAGUUCAAGAAGACCUUCACCAGGAUACUGAAAGGGGAUCUGCAUAUGACGUAAAGGGGACGACCGGAAGGCCUUCCGUAGAUAAUUUUGAAAUUUACGCAUCGUGCCAUGUCGAUGCUGAAACUGGACAAUAAAAGUAGCAUAACGACGCGAUACACAGUAUUGUGCGCUUUCUGUAUAUAGAGGCUAGGACGCGUUCAUAGAGUUUUAGGUCGCAUUCAACGGUGUAUAUACUGUAUAUGUAUGGGUGUUUGUUUAACGCGUACGGACUUCCGAAAACCCGCCGAACUCGAUCGCGCUGAAACUAAGCACAUAGCUUCGUUUCGCAUAGAAACAACGUUUGCCAGAUGGAUUUCUUGCGACUCGAAAGUCGCCGUACAAAAUUUUGCAUAAAUUACUUUACCAUUUUCACGCGCGAGUUUCUCUCAAAUGUCGCGCAGAGCCCUGCUUUAGGUGAAAAGAGCGUCUGCGAAAGGGACUUUUGGCGGCUCGAAAAUUAAAGCGCACAAUUUUACAGAAAUUGCUUUACCAUUUCUCUGAUUUUCCGUAGAACUCUGUUUUAGGUGAAAACCGUGUUUGCGAGAAGGAUUUUCGGCGACUCGAAAAACUGUUGUGCUCAAAUUUCGUCCAAAUUCUGCAUAGAACCUUGUUUUAGAUACGAACUAUAUUUGCGAGAAAGUUUUUUGGUUAUCGACAACUAGGUUAGGUGUAGGUUAGAUUCAAGUUUACUUUCAGUAUAAUUCACAUUUUACAUAGAGCUUUUUAACUCGCAUAAAUACAACAUUCGCUAGAAAAGUUUUUGGUUGCUCUAGUCAAAAUCGAAAUUGUCGAGAAGAAUAUGUUAUUACUGACACGUCACUCUCUGCCUUACCGACAUCUAGGUUAGAUCUGAGUUGGGUUUGACUUAGCUUUCGUUUCGUUAAAAAUCCCUUUCGCAAACAUUGUUUCUAUGCGAAGUAAAGGUAUUUGCCUUUCUGCGUAAUCAGAUUUGACCGAUUUUCGGAAGUUCCUCUACCGAUGCGGGGAAGCACGCACCGCGCCGGACAGGUGAAUAGAUUUAGGGGAUGAGUUCGGUGAGCUUUCAUGGGGGGGGGGCGGUCGAUUUCAUGCCGAUUCUGUACAAUGAUUGAAAAAUUGUCGACUGAAUGGGUCGAAAUCGAAACAUCAAUUUUUGGCCUAUUUUCCCGUUUAAUUGGAUGCGAAAAUUCCGGGAAAUAUCUGGCACGUGUCCAACAUAUCCAGACACAUAUUCUGCAAUUUAAUUUCGACUUUCAAGUUCAGAAUCCUGGUUGCGAAAAAACAAGAACCUCAAAAUGAUCGUAGAAAUGCCUGACUUUUUGUUCGAGGAUGUUACGCGAGCAAACGACUUGACGGAAAUCGAUAAAUUUAUUGCAGACGGUGGGGGAGGGUUCCAUGCUAACUGGACGAAUCGGUGAAACGGGAAUCGCGACGCCAGUGUAUCCGGAAAAAAUUCGGAGCGGCAGCUUUUUGAAUGCGCUGUGCAAAUUGGUUGAACUCCAGGUUUCGAAGAAGAAAGAUCGCGGGACCGGUCUGGAUUUUGUGGCAUUGUAUUCAAUGAAUUAUGCUGCGCACACACGGUAUUCGGUCCUCCGUGUCUCUCCAGCGUUUCGUUUGAUGCUGUGUCAAUAAUAAACAGCGGAGAUGAAGAUUCUCAUCCAGGAUUGCAA
Megalopta genalis is the source of this 5197-nucleotide messenger RNA. It is a transcript of the gene mAChR-B, whose product is annotated as muscarinic acetylcholine receptor. NCBI's taxonomy places the organism in Eukaryota, Metazoa, Arthropoda, Insecta, Hymenoptera, Halictidae. Gene Ontology annotation, cellular component: synapse; dendrite; plasma membrane. Gene Ontology annotation, molecular function: G protein-coupled serotonin receptor activity; G protein-coupled acetylcholine receptor activity. Gene Ontology annotation, biological process: chemical synaptic transmission; G protein-coupled receptor signaling pathway, coupled to cyclic nucleotide second messenger; adenylate cyclase-inhibiting G protein-coupled acetylcholine receptor signaling pathway. The record is from RefSeq and is a predicted model, not a curated record.